Messenger RNA from Zygosaccharomyces rouxii, 1800 nucleotides. RefSeq names its product anaphase promoting complex subunit 4 (gene APC4). The record is from RefSeq and is a predicted model, not a curated record. Gene Ontology annotation, biological process: anaphase-promoting complex-dependent catabolic process; positive regulation of mitotic metaphase/anaphase transition; protein K11-linked ubiquitination. Gene Ontology annotation, cellular component: anaphase-promoting complex; nuclear periphery. NCBI's taxonomy places the organism in Eukaryota, Fungi, Ascomycota, Saccharomycetes, Saccharomycetales, Saccharomycetaceae. The transcript has a single exon. Bases 1 to 1800 code for a protein of 599 amino acids.
AUGGAUCAAGAUUAUGUGGACUACAAUCCUGUGUAUCCGCUCUAUGUGAAGCAGUUCACCAGAGGUUUCUCAGUGCACCGAAUGGCAGAUGAUGCUAGGAUUGCCACUAUAAUAGUGAGGGAUAUGUCUCAGGUUGCAGGCUAUCAAUGGGAUCCAAUUACAGGUAAAUUCUUAAGCAUUUUUUACAAGGAUGGAACUGUAAGAAUUUACGACGGUUUCAGAUCCGGUAGGUUAGUUUCGCUGUUGAGAGCUAGUAGUAAUGGUGCUGUUUCUGGAAUUUGGGAUAGAAUUGAGCUACUACAUUCUGAAGAAAAUAUUAAAGAUUGGUCUAUUGAUCAUGACGUGACUGAAAUGAUGCCUAAGAUGGUCAAGUUUGCUAGAGAUUCACGCCAACUCUGUGUGGUUCCCUACACAUUACCGAGUGAUGUUUGGCGGCCACAAGCCGCCGAUGACACAAAUGCCCUGCUUGAUGCACACGUAAUAAGAUGCCACGACAGCCUCUCAGUAAUGUUUGAUGGAGAAUUCACCAUAUCAAUUCAAUUAGCAGCGAUACCGAGUCCCUUGGUCAAAUUUGUUUCGGCUCAACACCAGUAUUUGGCAUUCUAUCAGGACGGUAGUGUGGAAAGAUUUGAUUUGGCAAAUUUAGUCAAGGAUCCAUUCUCUUUAAGACUAUUGAAAAACGUAAUAACUAUGAGACAACUACAUCGAUACUUGCAAGAUCACAUCGAAUUAAUUCAAAGAGAUCUGCUUCAACCGUACGACGAAUUUUUAGAGAGAUGUUGUCAGGGCGCCUUCGGUGGAUACGAUCUCUUAAGGGAACAAUUAAUAGACUUGAUGCUAGUGGGGGAUGUAACACCAGAAUUGGAAGAUUGGUUAGUCAAUUCCAUGGGCGAGAAGAAUCUUAAGCGCUGGCGCAAAUUGGGCACAGACGCAUACCACAAAACUUUGCAGGUACUUACACUGGCAUGCCUACCAGCAUGUGAACGACUCAUAUCACUAGGUCAGAGAUGUACUGGUAAUUUACUGUCACGUCAGUUAACAUUACAAUUGCCACUGCUACCACCAAUAGAUUGUCUACAAUUUUUUUUGAAAAACGUUCUCGAAGCUAUUGCAAGUCUAAGUUCACAACAGAGAUUAUUGGGUUCAUUUUUAGAUUGGUUUGACGACAGGGUCCGUGAAUCGAUUGACGAAGAUUACAAACUGCGUUUCAACCUUCAUGAUAACAGCAGUUUAGGCCCUGAUACGGCUUCGUAUUUGCAGCUACGCCUAAGGAAUUCAAGUCCGGAAUUCUCAAGUGUCUCAGAUCUAACCCACAGUUUAGCUAGCACGACGGAUUGCGUAUCAUCACUGGACUCGAUCCUUAUCGAUGCUCUCACCAGUAAAAUUAAUAUCAGCCACGAGGCCCACAAUAAGAUGAACGAUAUCUUCUGUGACUUGAUGGAUCUAACCGUUAUCAAGACUAAUAAUCCUACUGGCACUGCCACCGGUUUAGAAAAUGGGUUGAUUCUACUAGCUACUAAAUCGCAGGUAAUACUAUUGGAUCCACAAUCAUUGAUGAUACUGGCACAAUUGCCACUGCAGAUACCACUGACGUAUCUAGAAAAAGAACGAGAAUUCGUUUCUUCCACCACGACUAUGGCUACGAGUACGACUACUACACAAGAUAUGAUUACUCGUGCCUAUUGGCAACACACCACGCUGCAAUUAGAGCUACAGGGAUCACAGCAGGGUCCGAUUAAGACUGCCAUAGACUAUCAAGUCACGCCUAAUGGUGAUCAGUGGAGCUUAGCCGUGCUAUAG